AUGUGGGAGAGGAAGUGGCCAGGUUCCUCCCCUUACUCACACCUUACUUCGCCUACAACCACACUACACCACCCUGCAAUCACUUCCUCUGCUGAGUUUUCUGCUGUUUUCCGUGUGAAUUCAUUGCCAGAGCUGUAUAUCCGAGUACCCAAGGCCACUCGAAGCCACGUGGAUCACAAAGCCACAUGGAUCACCAAGCCAUGUUUAUCAGCAAGCCACAUAGAUCACAAAGCCAAGUGGUGCAAGCCACGUUCGUUUGCGAUUAUGUGCCUAAUGACAGGGAAAAUCGUAAAGCAACUAGCUGUAAUGCCUGAAGAUCCAGAAGCACCUUAUGAUGAUAACAUUACCGACAGUUUCCUUACCAUCGAUGACAAGCAAACAUAUACUCCAGUCCAAGUGGCAGCAAUCGUGGCACUAACGAAUGGAUUUGCUCAGAUACUGCUGGGUAUAAUGCAGAUGGGAAGUCUGUGUGUGUAUCUCUCAGACAUGAUGGUAUCGGGGUUCACUACGGGAGCUUCAGUCCACGUUCUAGCUUCCCAGAUUCCUUUUCUUUUGGGUAUACAUACUCGCUCGUUCGACGGACCACUCAAAAUCAUAUAUAUAUUUAUAGAAAUCUUUACGCUGAUAUUUACAUCUAAUCCAGCUGUUAUGGUGAUUUCUGUAUUCACAUUAACUGCCAUGAUCUUCAGCAAUGAAAUUAUCAAGCCUUGGUGUCGCACAAUAACUAAACUACCGAUUCCUGCUGAAUUUAUUGUUGUCGCUGUCGGAACACUGGCUUCUUACUUCGGCAAGUUUAAAGAUACUUAUCAUGUCAAGAUUGUGGGCGAAAUUCCUACAGGAUACUUACUGUCACUGGAGGAGUUGCCAUAUAAUGUAGAGAUCUCAAAAUUGAGGCACCAGAAUCAACUUCCAUUAAAGAGUAUUACAGAGGUAUUAAGGAAGUUCCACAAUAUCUUCAAUUUAACCUCACCUCCUGAGUUUGUUCCUAGAAAAGUAUCACUCUUCAGACUAUUGUAA
Messenger RNA from Cherax quadricarinatus, 1017 nucleotides. The record is from RefSeq and is a predicted model, not a curated record. Lineage: Eukaryota; Metazoa; Arthropoda; Malacostraca; Decapoda; Parastacidae.